Molecule: messenger RNA, 5508 nt
Organism: Saccostrea echinata
Lineage: Eukaryota; Metazoa; Mollusca; Bivalvia; Ostreida; Ostreidae
Exons: 19
Coding region: 188-4960 (1590 amino acids)
Biological process (GO): proteolysis; acrosome reaction
Cellular component (GO): membrane
Molecular function (GO): serine-type endopeptidase activity; protein binding
Source: RefSeq, a predicted model, not a curated record
UUCAUGAUUAUUCAACGAUACAAAGGAGAAACAAGGGGAGUAAUCCUUAACGAACGUUUUGACAUUUGGUAACAAUUGGGACAGAGGGAUUAGCCAAUAGUAUUGUAUGAAAUGGCUGUGACUGCCCUGUGAGGGAAGCAGUGCUGGGGUGAUAUUAUGAAGUUAACUCCAGAUUUGUGGGAUAAAGAUGGAAGCCAAAAUUAUUCUGACCACUUUUCUGUUGACGUUGGUGGUUAAUAGUUCGAAGCCCUGUCAACAAGCUAUCGUUCUCCAGGACGACACGCCAGUUUUCAUCAGUACACCAGGCUUCACGGAGGGAAAACCUUAUCCCACAAACAAACUCUGUACCUGGGACAUCUCAACCUAUCAUGGGAAUAUUGAGGUUCGAUUUCUAUCGUUCGAUGUGGAGUACGAUACCAGCUGUAGUUGGGACUACAUGGAGAUUUAUUCCGGUCCGUGUGGAGGGAAUAAUCACGUGAAGUAUUGCGGCACUACACUCCCCCCAGUCAUGACCUCUAAGUUUGGGAGGGCCUGCGUGGAAUUCUACUCCGAUCCCUACCUUACAAAACCAGGGUUCAAGGCCCGCCUUCUCCGCGUUGGUAAACAUGAGAAUUCAAAGAACAGUUCAAAUAGUAUCUCCACUUCUUCAACAAGUAACACGAACUUAACAUCAUUUCCGUCACCAUCUACGUCACUUCCUGUUUCAUCGUCUACAUUAUCAUCUUCAUCAUCACCUCCAUCUACAAAAGAAGGCCAUACCUCCUUACCUGGUGAUUCUUCCGCUAAUCUCGGAGGCAGCUCUGGUACACUGACCAGAAGAAAUAUAGAAAUGUGUCUGACAAAAAUUUACCAUGUUGAUUUAAAACUGAAAGAGAAAAUAGAACUGUUUUCUCCUGGAUUUCAGACUGGCAGCAAGUACCCAGUGAACAUGCAUUGUUCAGUUUCCAUUACAGCAAUCAAAAACAAAAUAUUAAAGAUCAGUCUCCUUACCUUGGAGCUGGAGUAUCAUCCACAAUGUCUGUACGACAGACUCGUUGUUCAUGAUGGUCCCUCCCACACGUCACCCGUUAUGUUAUCCCUAUGUGGAACCCACCAAUCAAACGUCUACCUCUCUACCUCAGACUCAGUUUAUGUUGAGUUUCAUUCGGAUAUUAUCAUCCCUGCUGCUGGAUUUAAAAUCAUCAUAGAAAAUGAACCCAUCAGCACAACACCUGGGGUCAUUAAGAAAAUAGAGAGUCCCCCAACCACAACACCUGGUGCUAUCUUGACCACUCAACAUGUACAGAGUGAAACUCCCCAAACCACAAUACCUGGAGCUAUGUUGACAACUCAACAUAUACAAACUCCCCCAACCACAACACCUGGGGCUAUCUUGACCACUCAACAUAUACAGAGUGAGACUCCCCCCACCACAACACCUGCAGCUAUUAUGACCAAUCAACAUAUACAGAGUGAGACUCCCCCAAACACAACACCUGGAGCUAUGUUGACCACUCAACAUAUACAGACUCUCCCAACCACAACACCUGGAGCUAUCUUGACUACUCAAAACGUACUAACUCUUCCACCCACAACACCCACAGAUAUGUUGAUCACUCAAAAUGUACAUACGCUCCCAGUUACAGGAAUCCGCAGCACUGAUGUACAAGACAUAUCUACCUCAACAACUGCUACCUCUGACUCGCAAUUUACGACUGAAGUGUCAAAGACAACGAAAUAUUUGUUAUCUACCAUAUCUACUGUACCAGUUUACGACAAAUUGACUUUAAAUUCUUCAUCAUCAACACCAUUACUGUCAUCAUUAGAAGCAACAACGAUAACGUCAUCACCAACUACUAUAUUGACAUCAAAAAAUACAUCGCCAAUGACAUCAUUAUUUACAUCAACACCAAGCAAGGAGCAAAAUCCAGCAACAAAAGAAACAGCAAAAUCAACAACAACGAUAGCACCACCGACGUCAACAAACCACAAAACCGUUAACACACCACCAUUAAAAAUACUAACAACUAUAACAAGCUUAUUACAGACGUCUCCAAUACCGACAACAAAGUUACCUCAAACAUCGUCAUUUUUAACAACCAUAUUAAAAUCAUCAACGGCACGAACAACUGCAGUAAAACAAGGCAAAAGCAAAACAGCCAGUUUUUACACCGGAAGUACUGAAACAUGGAUGACAAAACAGCAAUCAUCUUCACUGGAGACAGAAAGUACCAUGCAUAAAAAUACGUCAUCAUCUUUUUCAUCAUCUUUAUCAUCGUCUUCAACAAGCUCACCAUGGACACAAAGGUCAUCUACAGCUGCUGCUAUUUCACCUUCCAAAACAACGGGCCCAGUAAAGAAUUCUCCCCCUACUGUAACAGCUCCACCGUCCCUGAGACUCCCGAUGGAGUGCCUCGGGGUAGAAAAGGUUUUCUCUACUCUAGGAAGACAUGUUGUUCAGUCACCGGGAAUGAAGGAGGGACAACUGUAUCCUAAUGACGUUCAAUGUUCCUGGAUUUUCAUUGCACAAGACAACCAGGAAAUAAAAAUCGGUUUUGAAAUUUUCGAUGUCGAACAGGAAAAGAAUUGCAAGUAUGACAGUUUACAAAUGUACAAUGGAUCAUCUACCAAGAGUGAGGUAAUCAAGCGAUACUGUGGAAAGAAAACUCCUUCAAAUUUUACCUUUCCUGGGACUCGGAUGUAUCUGCUGUUUAAGUCAGACCGUUAUGUACAGAGAAGCGGUUUUAAAUUAAACGUGGAUAUUGUAAAGAAACCGACGAAAACCAAAAACUGUCUGCUGGAAGAGAAGCGCUGUCGAGACGGUUCCUGUGUCCCUGCUGAAUGGUUCUGUGAUGGCGAGAUAGACUGUCCAGACAAAAGCGACGAACAAGUCUGCGGACAGUGUGUGUCUGGGGAGUUCAGGUGUACUAACGGAGAGUGCAUCUCGACUUAUCUUAGAUGUGACGGCAACCCAGACUGCUCAGGGCAUGAAGAUGAGGCCAACUGCUUUUCCUUGAGGGACGAUUCGGAGGUGCUCGUCAAGUACAACAACAAGGACCUGCCUAUAUGUCGAGAUACGUGGGACAACAAACUUGCUGAUUUAAUUUGCUCGGAUCAGUUUUUCAGUGAGGUAGAAAGUGUGUGGUUUGAAACGACGAGCAGUUUAGUACAUGUGGGGCUAAAGGAUUCGUUAUCCUCUGGUACCAUUCUAUCACGUGACAUAUUCUCCAUAGUAACAUGGUGUCCUAGCAACGAAAGAGUUCAUCUUAAAUGUCAAACGACAGAAUGUGGCCAGGUGAGCAGCAGCCUUGUCCAGCCUUAUAUUCUGGGAGGAAGUCAGUCCUAUAGAGGCCAGUGGCCCUGGACAGUGGCACUGAUGAUCGGGAACUCCUUCCUUUGUGGAGGAACUCUGGUGGCGGAUCAAUGGGUGGUUACUGCGGGGCAUUGUGUCGAAUCUGUAUCAAAAAAGUCUUAUCUGGUUUCGGCCCAGAUUGGAUCAGUUUCUCUCAGCCAAUCUGGUGAUACCUCGAGGCGAAUAAUGGAGGUCAUCCGUCAUCCCGAGCACGACUUUAUUUACAACGCAGAUAUUGCUCUGCUUCAUCUGCAACGAAAAGUAGAAAUGAAUAACUAUAUCCGGAAAGCUUGCGUCCCUCAGCAAUCCCAGCACCUAACUUCCGGUCUCAUUUGCUACAUCUCCGGAUGGGGAGUGACCAGAAUUGAAGAUUACUAUACCACUGUAUUGCCUGAUAUGCUUCACCAUGCCAAAAUCAAACUGUGGAGCAACUCGAAAUGUAAGUUGGCGUAUUCUGCAAAAGUGAAAGACUCCAUGUUUUGUGCAGGCUAUGAUUAUGGAGGGAUCGAUUCCUGUAAGGGGGAUAGCGGCGGCCCACUGGUGUGUAAAAUUCGGAAUCAUUGGAUGUUAGUAGGAGUAACAACAUGGGGAGAAUCGCCUUGUGGACAACUCCAUAAGCCUGGUGUUUAUACCAGAGUAGACUCUUUCACAGAAUGGAUUGGUAACAUCACCAAAUCAACAGAUAAAGUGAGUGUAGCAUGUGACUAUGAGUCCUAUGGAACUUGUGGACAUGUGGACCUGUCAGACUCCGUGUUUAUGUGGACCCGACAGUCCGGGGGUGUAACAGCUACAGGGCGCCCAGCGGUAGACCAUACAUUCCUCAACAUCUCAGGGCAUUACCUAUACGCAGAAAUACCUUUUAACGCUAACAACAACCUGUCUCCUGCCAUUCUGCAGCUUCCGGAAGUGAUGAACACUAAGGUCUCAUGUUUGUCUCUUAGUUAUGUGUUUGAAAAACGAGAUGCUAUUAAACUAAAGGUGUCAAUCCGCCAUAAAAACAGCAAUGACGUCACGGACGUCUGGUCAACUUCAAAAGGUUUGUCAACGUGGAGCACGGCUAAUAUUUCAGUUGACAGUGGUGUAAGCGAGGUGAAUGUAACAGCUGUGCCUUUGGUUAUUACGUACACCACUGGAGUUGCAAUUGAUGACAUCACAUUCACAGAGGGCAAAUGCAAAGAUGAUGGACAUUUUUACUGUGAUUUUGAUGAAGAAAGCAGCUGUAGACUUACCCAGGAUGAAGCAAUUUUCGUUUGGAAACAUAAACAAGACCAUCAAAACGGGUAUAUGUUUUUCGAUGGACUAAAUAAACCAACAGGUAUCAAAGCGAAUUUAUAUCAUCAACUAGGGAAAAUGGACUCGCCAUACUGUGUAAAAUUUCGUUACAAAAUAUGCCCGGAUGCCACUUUAUCUAUUCAUACGUCAUUCACUUUUGGAGAUUACGUCAUAACUGGGAACUCGCACUGGAGUCGGAGACGGUCGUUUGGUGGGUGUUCUGAUUGGCUACAGUCUACAAUACCGAUGUCUUACAGACACUACUCACACCAAGUGACAAUCCAGGGCGUCGUCAACUCACAGUCCAGUAGCAUUGCUAUAGAUGAUUUUCAGAUUACUACUGGCGAUUGUUUAUAACUUUUCAACAGUGAUGACGCCAGUUCAUCGGUUUGCUUUACAGAGUUAAUAAAAUUGGGUACGAAGAGAUUCUUUAAUCAUGUCUUCUGAACUGAGAGACGGCGUUUUUGCUCAUGAAAUGUACACGUUGAAGUACCACGAUGUUCUGUUUGUUUUUAGUGUCUAUCACAAGUUUUACAUCGAUUGUUUUAUACAUUGUGCAAUAAGUUAUUGCUACAUACAGCUCUAUCUGUGUUGUAGACUAUACAUAAGAUCUUGGAGACUUUUGAAAUCAAAAGGAAGAAAAAAUUUGUUACUAUGAAGAGCAUGUUAAUUAUUUGUGAGUAUAUCAGGCCCGUAGCAACGGCUUCAAAAGGGGGAGGGGGCAACUUCCCAAAAAAAUCUGACAAGCAAAACGAAAACAAAAAAAAAACACCUUAAGUUAACUGAUCCAAAGUUGGGGGGGGGGGGACUUCCAAAAAUUAUCUGACAAGCAAAAAAAAAAAAUCCUAAUUUACUGUUUAGAUACUGGAUUUGCCAGUGCUCAACCAUACAACAACAAAUUAAAA